AUUAAUUCAGGGUAUUCAGGGUUUGCAUAUUUAAUUUGUAAAUUUCCUAUUGCAAUCCAAAGAUUCAGGCACUUAAUAACCAUAACCACUAAUACUAGAGAAGGUAAAAAAAAUAGUCAGUUAAUAAACAAAAAAUUUCAAUUAUUAUUGGUUCGUACCUCGCAGUUAAAAGUAUGUGGCAAAUCAGAUGAACUUCUCCGUUUUUAUCUAUCGAUCUAUCUUUCCCAUGAUUCCGGCAUAUCUGAUCUAUUUUCAGCAAAAGCGUUUUUCCAACAAUUAGAGAUAAAUGUUGAGGCUUCUAUGGUUGAUGCGAGCAAUUUAUCUGUACCUUCUUCUUCUACUCAAUCUAUAUAUCGUCAUCCUCCGGGAAAAUCGCGUUCAAGUUCUGCGACUACUUCUCCUUCAAUACCUGGAACUCCUAUUUGUUCUUCUGUCUACAAAAGUUUAAAUAAACCAUCUGAAGGAACUAUCAUUUAUUCAAACACUUAUAAUAUGAGUCUGGAUGAUCGAGGUAUGGUGGUUACGAAGCGUAAAGGUUGUUGGAUUUGUGUUGUUCCAUUAACUGCUCCUAUAGAUCCUGCAUUUGAAGAUGAUCCUGCAUUAUGUAGAAUACAAUAUGCCAAUCUACCAGGAAUAUGUAAUGAACCAAAACGAAGUAUAUAUCCGGCUGUGCAACCCGUAAAACGUAAUUGCCGAAAAAUGUUGAAUGUUAAAACCGCGUUAAAUGUACAAUUAAGAACCACUAAUGUAUCUUCAUCGGAAAAUACCAUAUUGGUUUCCGUCGUAUUGGCAAAUAAUAAUGUUGAAAAUACUGGUUCGUUUAUUGUGGACUCGAUAAAAAUGAAUAUUCCUCAUGGCUUCGUAACGAAGUACGAAUGGAUGCAUAAAAAUGAGGCUGUGGAUGAAUUCCCAAUGACAUUACAUCCGGUUGAUCAGGCCACAUUUCUUUAUUACGUCACAAUACUCGAAAAGCCUCCUUUACCCAAAGCAGACCCACCGCAGCACUGUCCUACUCCAAGUCCAAAUUCUUGCGUAUCUUCACGUCGAAAUUCCGUUGCUUCCAUUUUUUCAAAUACCUCAUUCGAACCACCACCCUCUUCUGAAGAAGAUCAACAACGUCCCCUUUCCGUAAUAAUAAAAGGCUCUCCUAUAUUCGAGGGUGAGAAAUUGCCAUGUAUAGAAUCUGAAUGGAACUGCUUACUAGAUUUAUCUA
This is a messenger RNA of Racocetra fulgida, 1213 nucleotides long. NCBI's taxonomy places the organism in Eukaryota, Fungi, Glomeromycota, Glomeromycetes, Diversisporales, Gigasporaceae. The record is from the annotation of a GenBank genome assembly.